Drosophila grimshawi is the source of this 1778-nucleotide messenger RNA. Its product is annotated as thiamine transporter 2. Gene Ontology annotation, molecular function: vitamin transmembrane transporter activity. Gene Ontology annotation, cellular component: plasma membrane. The transcript is spliced from 2 exons. The coding region runs from base 76 to 1365 and encodes 429 amino acids. The record is from RefSeq and is a predicted model, not a curated record. Lineage: Eukaryota; Metazoa; Arthropoda; Insecta; Diptera; Drosophilidae. Gene Ontology annotation, biological process: transmembrane transport; vitamin transport.
GUUCUGUGUGUGUUUGUGUCGUAAUCACAGAGACACAUUUAUUUCAUUCCCGCUCUUAGCAGACAGCUGGAGAAGAUGGAUACCUGGCUGAAGAUAUCGUUGCUGCUGUGCACAUUUGGUUUCUUUCGCGAGAUGCGUCCCUCGGAGCCGUUUGUCACCGAAUAUUUGGCCGGGGAUUGGCGCAAUCUGACCACAGAGACCGUCUACCAGGAGGUGUAUCCAUUUGGCACAUAUUCGGUGCUCGCACAACUAGUCCUGGUCUUUCUCUUCACCGACCUGCUGAGAUAUAAACCGAUAAUUGUGCUCUCCUCGCUGGCGGGCAUCACAUUGUUUGCCAUGUUGCUUUGGACACGAACUCUGCUCGAAUUGCAGUUGGCGCAGAUAUUCUUUGGCUUCUUCACCGCUGCCGAGGUGGCGUAUUACACUUAUAUGUAUGCCAAGGUGGAGCGGGAGCGAUAUCAGAUCGUCACAGGACAUACACGUGCCGCCAUCUUGGGUGGUAAAUUUCUGGGCGGGAUUCUGGCCCAGUUGCUCGUCUCCACGGAUAGCAUGAGUUUUCGGCAGUUACACUUCAUCUCGCUGGCCACACAGAUUAUAUCGUUGCCGAUUGCGUUGCUGUUGCCGCGUGUGCCACGGAGUCUUUAUUUCUAUGCUCCGGCAAAGCCUGCACAAAUCCCACUCCCCGCCAGCACGGAGACGACUAUGGCGCCAAAGUUUUCUUUGCAAAAUGCUGGGCAUUUAUUGUGGUUUCAUCUGACCUCGUCGUAUACGAAUCCGAUUGUUUUAACGUGGAGCAUCUGGUGGACAUUGGCGACUUGCGGGCAAGUCCAAGUCAUUACCUACAUACAGUUUUUGUGGAAGGAUCUUGCGCCGGAUAAUGAGAGUAAAUAUAAUGGUGGCGUUGAGGCAGUCGCCACUUUGCUGGGCGCAAUUGGUGCUCUCUUUGCCGGCAUGCUCAACAGCAAUAUCAGAAGAAAUUUCUAUAUGUUGAUGAACUCCUUUUGUGUGGCUCUGCUUGGUGGUCUUCUACUGCUGGCGGCACUUUGUGAAAGCGUCUGGUUGGCCUACAUCGGAUAUGCCAUAUUUUGUGCCGUAUUCUUCUUCAUCAUUACGGUGGCGGCUGCGAUUAUUGCCAAGAAUCUCGUCGAUGACAGUUUCGGUUUGGUCUUUGGCAUCAAUAUGCUUGUCGCACUCGGCCUGCAAACCAUACUAACCGUUGUUGUUGUCACGGAUACGGGUUACGGUUUGCCGCCAAAGGAUCAGUAUAUUGUAUAUGGCAGCUAUUUUCUUUGCUUGGCUGCCAUUUUCCUUGUGUUGCGCUUGCUCAUCCAUUUAUUUGCAAAGAAAAAAUCGUCAGAAUCGUAGUAUAAAUAUUAAAUGAAAUAUAUUUUGUUAUAUUUUGCUUAUUUAUACAGACACAUGUUAAACAGUCAGAUACUUAACAUGCUGCUAAGCUGUAAUUAACAGCGAGCGUUCAUUUUAUCCACAAAUGUAAGAAUUUAAUUUUAUCUUUAGAAAAACCGCUAUACUCGUAGCACCUGUUUUUUUACUUUAUUUUUUAUAUCAAUAAUAACAUAUGACAAAAUAAGAAAGAAUAAUUAUGCAAAGAUAAGAGUACAAUGCCAGAAACUUUAAAUUCUGCCAAGCUGUUAUUAACAGAGAUCACUCACUUUAAACACAAAUGUAAGAAAUUAUUUUUAAGCUCAGUUUACAGAUCGACGGAAAAUUUCGCGACCGAAAUUUGCAAUGUUUUGUUUGUGGAACUUAAACAUAAAGGU